UGUUCGCGUUCACGACACAAGCCAAAGUUUCGAGUUUUGUUAGCAACAGCACGGCGCGCUUGAUUACCGCCCCGUAAGUAACUCCUCAGCGAAAUAUUGGCUGAACCAAAUAAAAACCAAAUAAUGAACCACCACAAAACGGUGGCAGGCAUUUGGUGGGGAGGGCCUGUUUAUCCGACACGCGUUCGACUUCCUGGCUGGAUGCCUGGGCGCGCUACGAUAAGUUGUUCGCCCCAGUACCACGUCUACAUCGACCCGGUUAAAUGAUACCAACCCGUGUGGCGAUGCCCCGAACCCGCUCAAAACACCGCUCAAAAGUUACGCUAUAAAUAUCCUGGCCCUGCUUCUACGAUCGGUACUACAGCUGCGGCAGCCACCAGCAAGCGAGGCAAACACACGCUAGCAAGCCAGCUUUCCGAUUCAUCAAUCAAUUCUACUGCCCAAACAUGAAAUCGUUUCAAAUCGCCACCCUAACCGUGCUGCUGGUGCUGUUGGCCGGUACCGCAUCGGCCAAGAAAGCGUCCACCAUCUUCGGCAUGCCGCUGCAGCAGGAUCCAGUGCCCGCCACCUCCACCUUCAUCGUGUCCGACUUUCUGCAGUUCCUGCAAACGGCCGUGACCUGCUUCAACAAGCUGCGAAUCCCAGAGGAACGGUUCCCGCUCUACCUGGCCGGCGUGUUCCCGAACUGUCCGGAAACGCAAUGCUUCGUGCGCUGCCUGUCCGCCAACCUGAACCUGUACUGUGACGAAACGGGCUCGGAUAUCGACCGGCACUACCUGCAGUACGGGCUGGGCCAGGACUACAACUGCUUCCGCCAGAAGGCCGAGCAGUGUCUGGCCGCUAACACUUCGCCGUGCAACGAUCCGUGCGAGGCUGCGUACAAGCAGGAGCUCUGCUUCCUCGACGAGUUCCGCAAGUACGUCGACUCGAACAUGAACUCGCUCAUCGCGGCCGUCGCUGUGGAAAAGGCCGAACAGAACCCGGUAUACUACAACAUGCUGGCUCACAACUAAGGUGACGCACUGUCGAACACAGGAAAAUAAACUAUAGUUCAUUAAAGUAAAACAAACCUUUCUGUUAUUGCAUUCAUUUACUUUGCGCAACCCGCUGUUGUUCAGCUGGUAGUCCAUGCGGCAGGUCGAUCGUGUUUAUGUCAGGGAGGCUCGACCAAUGCGAGUGUUUAGCCCACGACAGGCAUGUUGA
Anopheles coluzzii is the source of this 1203-nucleotide messenger RNA. RefSeq lists its product as uncharacterized. Gene Ontology annotation, biological process: sensory perception of smell. The transcript has a single exon. Lineage: Eukaryota; Metazoa; Arthropoda; Insecta; Diptera; Culicidae. Bases 447 to 1013 code for a protein of 188 amino acids. The record is from RefSeq and is a predicted model, not a curated record. Gene Ontology annotation, molecular function: odorant binding.